AUGGCGGGAGUCUUGGGUAUCUAUGGCCUCAUCACUGCAGUGAUCAUCAACGGCAAGAUGGAUGCUGCAAAUUAUUCUGCUUACUCGGGCUAUGCCCACUUAGGGGCAGGGCUCACUGUUGGCAUGAGCUCUUUAGCUGCAGGACUCGCAAUUGGCAUCGUAGGCGAUGCCGGCGUGCGAGCAAAUGCCCAGCAGCCACGACUCUUCGUGGGGAUGAUCCUCAUCUUGAUCUUCGCAGAGGCCCUUGGCUUGUACGGCUUGAUUGUUGGCUUAGUGGUGGCCUCCACUGCGGAGGGCAAAGGACAUGGGGAGAUUCGGGAGGUAAAGCAUGCCAGCUGGCUAUGCCGACAAGCUGUGCACAAACCCACAAAGCAAAUGUGUUGUUCGCAAUUGAUUUGUAGGUUGAAUAAGUUUAAUUUGAUUUUGAUUCUAAUAGCUUUUUGUUACUACUAG
Messenger RNA from Durusdinium trenchii, 453 nucleotides. NCBI's taxonomy places the organism in Eukaryota, Dinophyceae, Suessiales, Symbiodiniaceae. The record is from the annotation of a GenBank genome assembly.